This is a messenger RNA of Nasonia vitripennis (jewel wasp), 2061 nucleotides long. RefSeq names its product histone H2A-like. The transcript has a single exon. Gene Ontology annotation, cellular component: nucleosome. Gene Ontology annotation, molecular function: structural constituent of chromatin; protein heterodimerization activity; DNA binding. Bases 1292 to 1669 code for a protein of 125 amino acids. Lineage: Eukaryota; Metazoa; Arthropoda; Insecta; Hymenoptera; Pteromalidae. The record is from RefSeq and is a predicted model, not a curated record.
AACCCUGGUCAAAAUUGAUGUCAUUUUAGAAAGCUAGUAAACACUUCGUUUAACUAGAUAUGGGCAAGAAAUUAGCAAACUUUUCGAUUGUCAAGCUCUCCCUGCGAUCCCACCACCGCUCAACUGCGUUAGCGUGCACCAUCGUUUUCGGUUCAGAUAAUCAUUUUUGUAAAACAUGAAAGAUUUUCGCAUCUUUCCUACCUAUUAAUUGGGCAAGAAAGUUUCCAGCUUUUUGAAAAAGCGUUGAUUUUGAUGUAUUUAUAUUAUUUAUUUAUUAUUGACAAAAAUACGGUGUGCAUCCAGGGCUAGGUGCACUGCUUUUAUAGACAAACUUGUUGUUACAAUACCAAUCAUACUAUAAAUAUUUUAAGUAUAAAGUUCUGCUAAAAAUUAUGUAACGAUUAAAUGUUGACAAAAGCGUACAAUAAUUUCAAGCAUAUAUAUUUAAACAUAAUUAAUAACUAAUGCUGUAAACUUUUCAUUAAUAAUUCAGAUUUCAAAUAUCAUUUUUGUAGCACUAUUUUUCCAAGUAAUAUAAAAGUAUUAACUGUAAUUAUAAUUUGUUUAACGUUUUAAAUUAUUGUUGGCCCUGAAAAGGGCCGAUUGUUUAGAAUUGUCAAAUGGUCAUAUCGCAUCCAAUUUACUUGGAGCUGGUAUACUUGGUGACGGCCUUGGUGCCCUCACUGACGGCGUGCUUGGCCAGUUCACCGGGGAGCAGGAGCCUGACGGCCGUCUGGAUCUCCCGGGAGGUGAUGGUCGACCUCUUGUUGUAGUGGGCCAGCCGGGAGGCCUCGGCGGCGAUGCGCUCGAAGAUGUCGUUGACGAAGCUGUUCAUGAUGCUCAUGGCCUUGCUCGACACGCCGGUGUCGGGGUGGACCUGCUUCAGCACCUUGUAGAUGUAGAUUGCGUAGCUCUCCUUCCUGCGCUUCUUGUGCUUCUUCUUGUCGCCCUUGGUGAUGUUCUUCACGGCCUUGCCGGCCUUCUUCACCGCCUUUCCGCUAGCCUUCGGUGCCAUUGCGAGAGAAUUGUAUUUCGACUGUAUUCGGGAUACGUUCGAGAAACGAGUGAUGCUCCGCCGAGUCGGCGAGCGCCUUAUAAAGCAGGCCGCGCAGCUGCGCCGAACGAAGCUCUUCGCUCGGGCCCCCCCCCCCUCGCGCCUGCAUUUCGGAGCAGCUGCAGGACGUUUCGGAGCAGUCCCCCCGAAGGCUAUUUAAGGGCUGCGCGCCGAGAACGGAGCGUCAUUUGGUUUCGCUUGUGAACCAAGUUCUUUACUACACUACUCUCAAUCAUCAUGUCUGGACGCGGCAAAGGCGGUGGCAAGGUCAAGGGCAAGUCAAAGACCCGCUCCAACAGGGCCGGACUCCAGUUCCCCGUGGGCCGCAUCCACCGACUGCUGAGGAAGGGCAACUACGCCGAGCGCGUGGGAGCCGGUGCGCCGGUCUACCUGGCCGCCGUGAUGGAGUACUUGGCCGCUGAGGUGCUCGAGUUGGCCGGCAACGCCGCCCGCGACAACAAGAAGACGAGGAUCAUCCCCCGUCACCUCCAGCUGGCCAUCCGCAACGACGAGGAGCUGAACAAGCUCCUCUCCGGAGUCACGAUCGCCCAGGGUGGUGUGCUGCCCAACAUCCAGGCGGUUCUUUUGCCCAAGAAGACUGAGAAGAGCUCAUAAGUUCUUUCUUUUUUUGCUCGAACCUUACAAACAAUCGGCCCUUUUCAGGGCCACCAAUAUUUUUCUAACGUAAAACACAACAUUUUGUUAAAACAAUAAUUUUUAUGAAUAUAUUUUAUUACAUUAAGGUAAUUACGUACAUGAUAUACGCUAUUCAUGUGAAAUAUCUUAGUUUUCUUGGAAACGGAAAUAUUUUAAUAAUUCUUAAAAACAAUUUUUGACAUGACGCGACUAUCCACCAGUUUAUGACGCGAGCCAUUUUUUGUAUCAAUCAACCUUUCUGCGCUCUACUCAAAAUUAGAAACUACAUUUUUCUUUGUCUGCGGCACGUACGCAUUUAAAAAAAGUUUUGAUUUUUACAUUGGAUAUUUUUUAUAUCUUUAACAAAGUAU